Molecule: messenger RNA, 1765 nt
Organism: Myotis lucifugus (little brown bat)
Lineage: Eukaryota; Metazoa; Chordata; Mammalia; Chiroptera; Vespertilionidae
Gene: EXOSC8
Product: exosome component 8
Exons: 11
Coding region: 563-1393 (276 amino acids)
Biological process (GO): U4 snRNA 3'-end processing; exonucleolytic trimming to generate mature 3'-end of 5.8S rRNA from tricistronic rRNA transcript (SSU-rRNA, 5.8S rRNA, LSU-rRNA); U5 snRNA 3'-end processing
Cellular component (GO): nuclear exosome (RNase complex); cytoplasmic exosome (RNase complex)
Source: RefSeq, a predicted model, not a curated record
AUUUAAUUGGCUGUACUUUAUUUUCUGGCAACCCUAUCCAGAAGGGAGGUGGAAGCCUUUGAGCCACGACACAGCCUACAAAAUCAGCAGCUCCUGUGGAGCCCUCCCGGGAACUUGCAAAGUGUCACCGCAGGAAAUUUACGUAAUCUCCGGAGCUGGAGCUGGGAGCUCUUUACUUAGUUGAAUUAAAACGCGGGCCUAGCCUGACAGAGGCGGGAAAGGGCGUAGAAAUUUUGCAGUAAUGCUUCACACUCAGUACUGUAUUAUUUGCUAUCAAUUCAGUUUUCUUUCAAACUCUUGAACUACCCGUUUCUAAAGAGAGACGCUCAUCACUUAUCUAAUAGCUGAUUCGUCAAAACCUGUAGAAGGCAAAGAAACCAAAAGAGACUUCUAGCAAGAGACUGUGGAAACUAAGGCGGGUCAAUAACCACCGUAGUUUCACCUUCUGCGUCUCCUGCUCCGGGAGAAGGGCACUCGGUUCCUCGUCGAAAGUGUGGGGGCGGAGCAGGCGCGCGUCCCGGAGACCGAAGUCGCCCCCGCGCAGGCGCAGGAUCGCGAGAAGAUGGCGGCCGGGUUCAAAACUGUGGAACCUCUGGAGUAUUACAGGAGAUUUUUGAAAGAGAACUGCCGUCCUGAUGGAAGAGAACUUGGUGAAUUCAGAACCACAACUGUCAACAUAGGUUCAGUUAGUACUGCAGAUGGUUCUGCUCUAGUGAAGCUGGGAAAUACUGCAGUCAUUUGUGGAAUUAAAGCGGAAUUUGCAGCACCACCACCAGAUGCCCCUGAUAAAGGAUAUGUUGUUCCUAAUGUGGAUCUACCACCUCUGUGUUCGUCGAGAUUUCGGUCUGGACCUCCUGGAGAAGAGGCCCAAGUAGCUAGCCAGUUCAUUGCAGAUGUCAUUGAAAAUUCACAGAUAAUUCCGAAAGAGGACUUAUGCAUUUCUCCAGGGAAGCUUGCUUGGGUUCUAUACUGUGAUCUCAUUUGCCUUGACUAUGAUGGAAAUAUUUUGGAUGCCUGUACAUUUGCUUUGUUGGCAGCUUUAAAAAAUGUACAGUUGCCUGAAGUUACUAUAAAUGAAGAAACUGCUUUAGCAGAAGUUAAUUUAAAGAAGAAACGUUAUUUGAACAUUAGAACUCAUCCAGUUGCUACCUCCUUUGCGGUCUUUGAUGACACUCUGCUCAUAGUGGACCCUACUGGAGAGGAGGAACAUCUGGCAACUGGAACCCUAACAGUAGUAAUGGAUGAGGAAGGCCAGCUAUGUUGUCUUCACAAACCAGGUGGAAGUGGGCUGACUGGAGCUAAACUUCAGGACUGUCUGAGCCGAGCAGUUACAAGGCACAAAGAAAUAAAAAAACUGAUGGAUGAAGUAAUUAAGAGUAUGAAAGCCAAAUAACUACGUUUUCAAAACAUAUUUGUAAAAACUGUAUUUAUUACACUGCACAAAUCUUUCAUACUAAAUAAAUAUCAAACUACAUUUUUCUGAAGGACAUAUCUAGUAUUUCUUAGGCCACUUCAACAUGUUUUAUGUACAGUGGAACAAUUCUGAAAAAGCAGUGUCUUAAGCAAAUGAACCCUAAUGGUUUGUUAAAGCAUUUCCCUGUUUUUAUUUAAAAAUCAUAGGGUUGUGCUUCUGUAUAAAGUUUGUACAUCAAACAAUGUAAAAUACUGAUUAUGUUUUAAAAAACAAAAAUGAAGUAGAAACUCAAUCCUUUUGAUUCAUUGCUCUUGUUUUUAAAAAAGAAAAAAAAUAAUGCAAGACUCAGAA